GCCCCACCAAUUCCACCCAACACCCAAACAUCCGACUCCCUCUAUUCAAUUCAUGCCACGAGUUUCAUACAAAGGGUUCCUCUUAAAGCUCCCCCAUAUCUGUUCUUCUCCUGAAAGCUCUCAUUCACACUCUCUCAUUAUCUAUCUUUCUCAAUUUCUUGUCAACUUCAAGCUUCAUCUCUAUACCCGUCUGCUCCAGUCAAUCAAAUCAAAUAAACUCACUCAAAAUGGCUACUGUCAAGACAAUCCCACCUGGACAAACCUUCAUCGAUACUCUCGAUAAAUCAUUCGUUGAUGUCCCCGUCAACAAGGAGAAGGACAAUGCCAUUGCAACCACAGAGUUUCUCCAAGCUGCCGAAUCCCUCACCACUCUUUUUGAUGUGAUGGGAUCUGUAGCAUUCAACCCAGUUAAGAAUGAUAUGACUGGUAACAUCAAGAAAAUCCGCGAAAGACAACUUGCUGCACCAGCAGAGUCAGAGACCCUCCAAGAAUUGGUCAUUAAUGAGCUCAAGACCAAGAAGCACGCCGCUACCGAAGGUUUAGUUUGGUUGGUUCGUGCUCUAGACUUCACCUGCAUUGCGCUCUCCCAGAACCUUGCCACCCCCGCGGAUGAACUCUCCGUAUCCUUCCGUGCUGCCUAUGGCGAAACACUCAAACCUCACCACUCCUUCAUGGUGAAGCCCAUAUUCAGCGCCGCCAUGUCCGCCUGUCCAUACAGAAAAGAUUUCUACGUUAAGCUUGGAGAUGACAACUCCAAGGUCGAGGGUGCUUUGAGAGUGUGGUUGAGCUCAUUGGAGAGUUUGAUCGCCAUCUUGAAGGGAUUUUUGGACAGAAAGGAGGCUAAGUGGUAAGUUUGGGGGUAGAUGCUAGAGAUAAGAAGGCCGUCGAUUUAGGUAUGAGUGAGUGAGCGAGUAAGCGAUUAAUUUUGAACGACUUGAUAUGAUGAAGCGUUAUAUUUUGGGAGAAUAGCAAAUCUACAGGAGCAGAGAAUAUGAACAAAGUAUGCAUGAUACCA
Molecule: messenger RNA, 1015 nt
Organism: Botrytis cinerea B05.10
Lineage: Eukaryota; Fungi; Ascomycota; Leotiomycetes; Helotiales; Sclerotiniaceae
Exons: 4
Coding region: 228-851 (207 amino acids)
Biological process (GO): ceramide transport; intermembrane lipid transfer
Cellular component (GO): cytoplasm; membrane; cytosol
Molecular function (GO): ceramide 1-phosphate transfer activity; ceramide 1-phosphate binding
Source: RefSeq, a predicted model, not a curated record